Messenger RNA from Solea solea (common sole), 4656 nucleotides. RefSeq names its product voltage-dependent calcium channel gamma-7 subunit-like. Bases 157 to 1272 code for a protein of 371 amino acids. The record is from RefSeq and is a predicted model, not a curated record. The transcript has 6 exons. Lineage: Eukaryota; Metazoa; Chordata; Actinopteri; Pleuronectiformes; Soleidae. Gene Ontology annotation, molecular function: voltage-gated calcium channel activity; channel regulator activity. Gene Ontology annotation, cellular component: postsynaptic density membrane; AMPA glutamate receptor complex. Gene Ontology annotation, biological process: positive regulation of synaptic transmission, glutamatergic; neurotransmitter receptor internalization; transmission of nerve impulse.
UUGAGAGCGCGUGUGUGUGUGUGUGUGUGUGUGUGUGUGUGAGGCUAGAGAGAGAAGAGGGAAGAGGGAACCUGCAAAUUGGGAGUCCAGGAUUUUCCAGUGCGCACAGAGAUCUCGCGUCAGUAGCUGCACCGUCAGAGCAGCUCUCCUCUCCUCAUGAUGAGUUCGUUCAGUACGAGAGCUCUGACGCUGCUCUCGUCCAUAUUCGGCGCCUGCGGGCUGCUGUUGGUCGGCGUCGCCGUGUCCACAGAUUACUGGCUGCUGAUGGAGGAGGGGAUCAUCCUGCAGCAGAACCAGACCAUGGAGGUGAAGAUGGCGCUGCACUCCGGCCUGUGGAGAGUCUGCUUCGUGGCAGGACCAGAGAAGGGCAGAUGUGUGGCGUCUGAUUAUUUCACUGAGCCAGAGAAAGAGAUCACAACAGAAAACACAGCCAACAUCCUCAAAAUGGUGCGUACGGCCACGCCCUUCCCCAUGGUCUCUCUGCUCUUCGUCUUCACCGCCUUCGUCAUCAGUAACAUCGGACACAUCCGGCCGCAGCGAACCAUCCUCGCCUUCGUCUCCGGGAUCUUCUUCAUCCUGUCAGGUCUCAGUCUGGUUGUGGGUCUGGUCUUGUACAUUUCCAGCAUCAACGACGAGGUGAUGAAUCGACCCAGAGAACCAGAACAGUUCUUUCACUAUCAUUACGGCUGGUCGUUCGCCUUCGCUGCCUCGUCCUUCCUGCUCAAAGAGGGGGCAGGAGUGAUGUCCGUCUACCUCUUCAUGAAGCGUUACGCGGAGGAGGAGCUUUACAGGCCACACCCCGCUCUCUAUCGCCCCCGCAUGUCUGACUGCAGCGACUACAGCGGUCAGUUCCUGCACCCGGACUCGUGGCCUCCUCCUCAGCGCGGCCGCAGUCCCUCUGACGUCUCCUCUGACAUCUCCAUCCAGCUCAACCAGACUCCGCCCUCACAGGCUCCACCCAAGGGUGGUGGUGGCAGGGGUGGCGGCAGCUCGCAGCCGACGCCCUCCUCCUCAGUGCCAUCGUCCGCGGCGAGUUACCAGCUGCAGCCGGCGUCGUCCUCUUCAACCUCCUCCUACCCACACCCACUUCACUCGGUCGCCACCUCCACUUUACCAAGGUCGCACGCACACGCACACGCCCACCCUCAGCCACAGCCACACCCACACCCGAGCGGUCCGCCGUCUCAGUCCGUGCCGAUGGGGGCGCCACCCGCCGCUGUCCCUCCUCCGCGAUAUCACGCACACAUGAGGAUGAGCGCCUCGCCAUGCUAGGAGGGAGGGGGCGGGGCUUAAGAUUAUCACAGCAAACACACACAACUUUACCCUCGUUAAUAGGGGAGGAGAGAAGAGGGCGGGGAGGCAUGUGGGCGGAGUCACUGCAGAAACCAAACUUUACGAGGCGAGGAAUGGGGGAGGAGAGGAGGUGUUAGGGCGUUAGUAGCAACAAAAGCUUUUUUCUUUCCAUUCGUCUUCAUCAUCAUCUUCAUCAGGGUCAUGAUUCACAGGCAAAUUUGCCCCCAAUCUUACAAACAGUAGUUUUACAGUGUACAAAGACACAGACUUACAUUGAUUAAAGACUUUACACUCAUGUAACAGUUUGUACAUGAGUACUUUAAUAUGGUAAUAAUUAGAAUAAAUUCGAUUAUUAUUUUAAAAAUGAAUUUUUUCAUUCAUGUAUUUAGUUUGAAAACAUUAGUUUUGUUCAAUUAUUACUUGGAAUUUUGUUUUGAAUCAUAUGAAGUCAUUUAAAUUUAAGUAAAACUAAAGUUAACAAAAUUAUAACAUAAUUUUAGUUUUCCACGUUUUUCUUUGAACCGUGAUCACAAACACUUUAAUGUACAAAGUCACAGUAAAGUCUUUAUCACAUAUAGAGAUUUAUUUAUAUUCAAACUGUACAGAAAUUCUUCUUCUUCUUCUCUUUCUCUUGUACGUUGUUGCCAAACUCACACGUGAAGAAAACGAAAUCCUGUACAUUUUAUCAUGAGGUGUAAAUAUUAGCAUACGUAGGUUUUAGAUGAUUUAGACGUGGGUUUUUUUUUUAAAAAAGCCUCAGGAUGAAUGUUUGACUUUUUUAUUUUAAGCACAUUCUGAGAAAAUUCUCUCAAAGAUUUGAUGAGUUUUUGCAACGUGACAAAAACGGAGUGCGGGAAAAUCCAGGAAGAAAAGAAUUGUUGUUAUUCUACUUUUCUGUAAACCCUGAACAUGAAUGAGUGAACAAAUCUAAACAAAACAACAACAUUUAAUAAUGAUUGAAUUCAACAAAUUAUUGUUAAGUAUUUGAGGCAUCAUUAUCGAAAAUGCUGUCGGUACACUGAUAAAAACAUAAUGGUUGAAUUAAGAAAGAAAUGUACUACAAUUAUUGAUAAACAAAUUAAAUUCAUUCAAGUUAACUUAAAGAAUAUGAAAUUUCAAAAUGAGUUAUGUCUGAACUGUUAAAGCACAAAAAUUAAUUCAUUCAAUUUAACAAUAAAUAUAUUUCAUAAAAACACACAAAGUGAAUUCAAAAACAAAAAAUAAAAACUUAAAUGAUCCCAAAUGUAUUUAAAUCUAACCUCAUUUUUAAAGGUAACUAUUUAACAUAAAUUAACAAUUAAAUAUUAAGUAAACAAGUCAAAUUAACAGUUUCAUAAACAUCACAAUCUUAUCCUAAGUUCUGAUAAAAUAAAAAGUAAAAAGUAGAAUUAAUAAGUUAAAUCAACACAAAUUCCAAAAUCCUGUUAACACACAAAUGAUUAUGUGAAACUAAAGUUAUAUUUAAUAACCAAACCAGUUUAAUCAACACAAUUUCAUAUAACAAUACAGUUAAAUGUAAAUUUAAUAUUUUUCUCUCACACAAAACAGGUUUAAUUUUAAAAACGUUUUAACGCACAAAGGAUUAAGUUAAACUGAAGUUAAAUUGGAAAUAAGUUUAAUAAGUAAAAUGGACCAAAACAUUUUUAUUAAUUUAGCAGUUUUGAAACCUAUUUUUUUCACACUGAACUGGUUUAAUCAACACACUUUCAUCAAACUACAGAUAAUUAAGUUAAUUAAAAAAAAUUAGGUAAUAAAAAAACUAAGUUUAAGAAGUUAAUGUAACACAAUUUCAUAUAAAUGUUUCUACGAAGUUAAAUGAAAGAUUUUUGCGUCGCAUAAAGUUUCAAACUGAAGUUAAUUAAGUUUAAUCGACACAAUGUCAUGUAACACAAACAUAAAUUAUAGUAAAUCCGGCUCACCCAUGGUGUUGUGAACAUUUUACACACAUACAAUUUUCUAAUUUAACAGAACAAAUAACAAAAAAAUAUGUGUUUAAUAAAAUAAUUAAUUAGGGCCCGAGCCACAAACAAAACUCUUGAAACUUGGCAUGGAGGUCAGGUCUGGUGAAAAUAUGAUAUUGGCAUUGGUCCCGGACCUGUGCAUUGCUCAAGGGCUCUAUAGUGCCCCACUAAGGUGAAAACAGAGACAAAAUUGAGUUCCACCGAAUUUGCCUAAACAUGAUGGAAAGAUGUUAAAGACCAAGACGGAUGAAAAAGUCGUCAGUAACCAUGGCCUCAACGCAACAGGAAGGCGGCCAUUUUGAUCCUGGAGUACGUAAACAAUGUCACGUUUGCAGAAAUCUAAUAAUAACGACAUGCCAUGGAUGUGAGGUGUGUGUGUGUGUACAUAUUAAUAAUAAUAACAACAACAACAAUAAUAAUAAUAAUAGAAGCUCACAUGAGAGAUGAAGUCACUUUGACUCAAUUCACUUCAAAAAAGAUCAAAAUAUUGAUGUUUUUACAUCUCAACUUUUUUUUAUUUCUGAUCAGUUUUGACUCAGAUUUCAAUCUUAAAUAUAAAGUGAUGAUUUAAACGACUGGUGCUUCCUUUUCUGAACAGACUGAUGUGAAACUACAAUCACUAUCUUCCUGAUUUAUAUAUAUAUAUGUAUAUAUAUAUGUAUAUAUAUAUAUGUAUGUUUAUAUAUAUAUAUAUAUAUAUAUAUAUAUAUAAGAAAUAGACACAGAGUUUUCUGUAAUAGACAAAUGAAUUUACUGCCUGUUUUAAUCUGUUAUUCAUGUAAUCAGGAUUAAUCAGGAUUAAUGAGCAACCACUCACUGAGAGGGGAAAAGAUUUCAAAUAAUUUCCUUUUUGUUUUACAUCCAGAAUUGUUUCUCUUUUAAAGACAAACAAGAAAAAUAAUCCCAAAUUAUUUUUAUUGAAUUUGCACAAAAGAAAAAAACACCAAUUUGACUGAAGUUUGGUCGAAAAACAACGACAAAUUGAAAUGUUUCUUUGUUUAUUAAACGCCCAGCAGAGGGCACCGUUUGUAGCUAUUUUCGGAUCUGUUUUCCCCUGGUGGUGAAACAGUGUGUAGCAGAGUGACUUUUUAUGAAUGUCUGCAAUUUUUUUAUUUAUUAGAUAAGAUUUUUAUUUAUUUAUUUAUUUGCCAAAGCCGAGCGUUUAUUCAUUCACGGCGCUCACUCUCAUGUAGCCGAGAAACAACGACAACAACGACGUCGACGUCACAGCAGUGAAGACGGAGAUUUUGUGGUUUUUUUUUUGUGUAAAUAUUCACAUAAUUCUGUAAAAAAACAACGCUGGUUUACAUGAUAGAGAAGAUUUUAUUUACAGAUUAUCACAGGAGUGAGGUUUUUAAUCUGCAGCAGUUUUGUUUCAUAUCAAUAAAGCUUUUUGCCUGCU